This is a messenger RNA of Eupeodes corollae, 1489 nucleotides long. Its product is annotated as cytochrome P450 CYP12A2-like. The transcript has 3 exons. The record is from RefSeq and is a predicted model, not a curated record. Lineage: Eukaryota; Metazoa; Arthropoda; Insecta; Diptera; Syrphidae. Gene Ontology annotation, molecular function: monooxygenase activity; oxidoreductase activity, acting on paired donors, with incorporation or reduction of molecular oxygen; iron ion binding. The annotation marks the transcript as partial.
UUUAUUCAAUUUUCUAAUCGAUAUUUAUACUUAGGUAGUUUUCAUAAAAAGUCAGUUCUAAAUUUUUUCGACGAGACUCGGAAGAAAUACGGUGAAGUAUUCCUACUUCCAGGAGGGUUUGGUAAGAAAAGCCUCUUAUUCACAUUCAAUUUAGACGAUUUUGCAAAGGUGAUACGCUCCGAGGGCACUUGGCCUCAGAGGCGUGGUCUUGAAACAAUGCGCUAUCAUAGGGAGGUUCAUAGGAAAGAAGACUUCGGUGAUGUCAUUGGAUUAGUUUCAUCAAACAAUGAAGCAUGGGGCAAAAUACGAAGUGCAGUCAACCCUAUACUAAUGCAGCCUAAAAAUGCCCGACUCUACUUGAAUAAGAUGCUUGAGGUUAACGAUGAAUUCCUACAAAGAAUUCGUGAAAUCCGUGAUCCUAACUCUCUAGAAAUGCCUGAUAAUUUCGAAGAAGAAUUGAAUCGUCUAACGUUUGAAUCAGUUGCAGUUGUGGCCUUGAACAGGCAAAUUGGGUUGAUACGAAAGAAUCGAGAUAGUGGCGAUGCAAAGAUAAUAUUCGAUAGCUUGCGAAAAUUUUUUGAGCUUACACUCGCUUUGGACUUCUUUCCGUCGAUUUGGAAAUAUGUCAAAACACCCACGUUCAAUAAACAAAUGAAGAACUUCGAUACAAUUAACGAAAUUAUAAUAAAAUACAUAAACGAAGCUGAAAAACGAAUUGAAAAUGAUGCACUUUCUUCGAAGAACAGCGAUAACGAAGAGAAGAGUGUUUUGGAGAAAUUACUGAAGGUCGACAAGAAAGUAGCAAGAGUUAUGGCCUUAGAUCUGCUAAUGGCUGGGGUUGAUACAACUAGCAGCACUCUAACUGGCAUUUUGUUGGCUAUUGCCAAAAACCCCGAUAAGCAGGAAAAGCUACGUCAGGAAUUGAAGACAAUCCUUCCACAGAAGAACUCCCUGCUUACCAUGGAGAACAUGAAGAAUCUUCCAUAUUUGCGAGCUUGCAUAAAAGAAGGCAUCCGAAUGUAUCCAAUCGGAGCGGGAACAUUGCGAAUGUGCUCUGAGGAUAUUGUCGUGAGUGGCUAUCAAGUGCCAAAGGAUCAAGAAAUCGUUCUGAAUCAUAACAUUCUUAUCAACGAAGAGAAAUACUGCCCCAGGGCAAAGGAGUUCAUUCCUGAACGUUGGCUUCGUGAUGAAAAAGCAAACCACGAACCAUUGAACCCGUUUUUGUACAUGCCAUUCAGCUUUGGACCGAGAAGUUGUGUUGGUAAGAGAAUUGUGGAAAUGGAAUUGGAAAUUACUGUGGCCAGAUUGAUACGAAACUUUUAUGUGGAAUUUAAUUACCCAACGGAAAAUGCUUUCAAAACAAUUCUAAUAAGCGUACCGGCCAUUCCGCUUAAAUUCAAGUUCAGCGAAGUGGAAUAUUAAAGAUAUUGAUAUUUUUGUAUGAUAAAUGUUUGUUGAAAGUCAGUUAAUUAAGUUUUACUUUUAUUUC